AUGUCUGGGACUAAACUGAUGCUCAGUCCACUAAGAUUCGAGCAAUUGCUACGGACUUCCAAUAAAAGUUUACUGACAAAAUCAUUGAAUUUCCAACUGACAGCUAAACUCCAUCAAAAUAUAUCACCUUCUAUAGCAAAGCUUCAUUCUGAAUUGAAGUUAGAUGAGUUAAGAACUGAUGGUACUCCAGACUAUGUUCGUCUAGUGUUACGGUCAUCUGUAUAUGAUGUUAUCAAUGAGUCUCCUAUGAGUCAAGGUGUCGGUUUAUCAUCUCGUUUAAACACUAACGUUCAAUUAAAAAGAGAAGAUCUUUUACCAGUGUUUUCAUUUAAAUUACGUGGUGCUUAUAAUAUGAUUGCUAAAUUAGAUGAUUCUGAAAAGGCCCAAGGUGUCAUUGCUUGUUCUGCUGGUAAUCAUGCCCAAGGUGUUGCAUUUGCAGCUAAACAUUUAAACAUUCCUGCUACCAUUGUUAUGCCUGUCUCUACACCAUCUAUUAAAUACCAAAAUGUAUCUCGUUUAGGUUCCCAAGUUGUUCUAUAUGGUAAUGAUUUUGAUGAAGCUAAGACUGAAUGUGCUAAACUUGCCAAAGAACGUGGUCUAACUAAUAUCCCACCAUUCGAUCAUCCUUAUGUUAUUGCUGGUCAAGGUACUGUGGCCAUGGAAAUCUUAAGACAAGUUCAAAACGCUAACAAGAUUGGUGCAGUAUUUGUUCCAGUUGGUGGUGGUGGUUUCAUUGCCGGUGUUGGUGCUUAUUUGAAACGUAUUGCUCCACAUAUUAAGAUUAUUGGUGUUGAAACCUUUGAUGCUGCCACUUUACACACCUCUUUACAAUCUAAUAAGAGAACCUCUUUACCUCAAGUCGGUAGUUUUGCUGAUGGUACAUCUGUUCGUUUAAUUGGUGAAGAAACCUUUAGAGUCUGUCAAGAAGUAGUCGAUGAAGUCGUCCUUGUUAAUACUGAUGAAAUCUGUGCUGCAAUUAAGGAUAUCUUUGAAGACACUAGAAGUAUUGUUGAACCAUCGGGUGCUCUUUCCGUUGCUGGUAUGAAGAAAUAUAUUAACACUCUACAUCCAGAGAUUGAUCACUCAAAGCAUACUUAUGUUCCUAUCUUAUCUGGUGCUAACAUGAACUUUGAUAGAUUAAGAUUUGUCUCUGAGAGAGCUGUUCUUGGUGAAGGUAAAGAAGUCUUCUUAUUAGUUACUAUACCAGAUAUUCCAGGUUCUUUCAAGAAAUUACAAAAAGUUAUUCAUCCAAGAUCUGUUACCGAAUUUUCUUACCGUUACAACGAACAUCGUCAUGAAUCUACUAGUGAUGUUCCAAAGGCAUGUAUCUAUACUUCCUUUAGCGUUGUUGACCGUGAAAAGGAAAUUAAACAAGUUAUGCAACAAUUGCAUGCUCUAGGAUUCGAAGCUGUUGAUAUCUCCGAUAAUGAAAUGGCUAAAUCACAUGGUAGAUACCUUGUUGGUGGUGCUUCUAAAGUUCCAAACGAAAAAGUUAUUUCAUUCGAAUUCCCAGAAAGACCAGGUGCUUUAACUAAAUUUUUAUCUGGUUUAAGUGAAUCUUGGAAUUUAACUUUAUUCCAUUACAGAAACCAUGGUGCUGAUAUCGGUAAGGUAUUAGCUGGUAUCUCCGUUCCACCAAGAGAAAACCUUACUUUCCAAAAAUUCUUGGAAGAUUUAGGUUACACAUAUUGUGAUGAAACUGAUAAUAUGGUUUAUCAAAAGUUUUUGAAAUAUUAA
This is a messenger RNA of Maudiozyma saulgeensis, 1737 nucleotides long. The record is from the annotation of a GenBank genome assembly. Lineage: Eukaryota; Fungi; Ascomycota; Saccharomycetes; Saccharomycetales; Saccharomycetaceae.